ACAUAAUAUUAAUAUAUUGGUAAUUGCUACUUAGCUUUGUAAACGUAUAGUAAUUAAAGUAGUACUAAGAAAGUACAUUAACAAUAUAUGUUAUUCAGUUUUCUUUUUUUAUUGUGUUUCAACACAUCUUAUAUGCAUUUAAAAUAAAGGCUACAUCAUGAUUGGGGUGAUUUUACUAAUGAUGACAUGGGUGAACCUCAGCCCAAUACCAUAUUUGGCUAGUAUUAUAGGAACUACUGUGCCAGCCCUCCAACUUCUAUUAUCAAUUUUAUGGGGUUAUCCACUGGCAAUAAUAUUUAAUAAAAAAUUAAGGGAGAAUACAGAGUAUAAAAAUAUUAUAUUUGCUUUAAUGGGUUUUGAUAUAGCAGUGUAUAACUUUGGACUCUCUUUUGCCCAUAACCUAGUACCAGUUGCUGUUAUUUAUUUAACGACAAAAUUACUAGGCCCAGGAAGGAACAAUGCUAUCAUAACACUUAUAUUUAACAUGGUUUAUUUGCUCAAUGGAUAUAUCCAAACUGAAUCAGAAGAUUAUGAUAUAACCUGGACUAUGCCACAUUGUGUGUUAACUUUGAAGGUGAUAGCUCUGUCCUUUGAUUUGUGGGAUGGGCAGAAAAAGAAAGAAGGUGUUGUAUUAUCUGCUAAUACUAGUAAAACAGCAGUUGAAAAUCUUCCUGAAAUUCUGGAUCUACUGGGCUUUAUAUAUUUCCCUGCCUGCUUUUUGGUUGGGCCAACAUUCUCAUUCCGACGUUAUCAAGAUUUCGUAAGAGAUGUAUACCCCAUUAAAAGUGAAGAGACACAGAUGGCAAGUCAAGCGAUGAAGCGGCUUUUACAAGGAUUAGGCUAUUUGAUUGCUUAUCAAGUGGGAGUUACAGUUUUCAAUAUGAAAUACAUGCUAUCAGAUGAAUUUGGAGAAACUUCUAUUGUGUACCGUCAUUUUUACUGCGGAAUGUGGGCACAUUUUGCUUUGUAUAAGUAUAUUUCCUGCUGGCUUCUUGCAGAAGCAUCAUGUAUUCGUUUUGGCCUCUCUUUCAAUGGUUAUGAGGAUACAGUAAAUGGUAAAGUUUCUCAAUGGGAUGCUUGUAAUAACAUAAUCCUUAUGGAAUUUGAAGGUGCAACAAAAUUCCAACACUAUAUCAACAGUUUCAACUGCAACACAAACUACUUUGCAUCUGAGUAUGUCUACAAAAGGCUCAAGUUCCUCGGCAACAGAUAUCUUAGCCAAUUUUUUACUCUUUUAUUCUUAGCGUUGUGGCAUGGAAUUAGAUCAGGUUAUUAUAUGACAUUCUUUAAUGAAUACAUUAUUAUAUACAUGGAAAAGGAGUUGGAAGCGCUACUUGUUCAAACCACUAUAUAUGAUAAGAUUUGGAAUUCCAGUGCUAAGUCCCUUGUAUAUGUAUUUCUGAAGUCAUACACUUUUGUGUUUAUGGGUUGGAGUUUAGCACCAUUUGAUCUCAAAAUAUUUUGGAAGUGGUGGCAUGUGUACAGCAGCUUAUAUUUCUCCGGAUUCUUGAUAUUCCUACCCUGGCCACUUGUUUACAAACCUCUCUUGAAAAAAGCAUUGAAAUCAUAUUCAAAGAAAGCCAAAGAAACUUAAUUAUAAUGCCGUGCUAUAAAAUAAUGGGUUAAGAUAAGAAAUUGGUUGUCAAAUAUUUAAAAAAAAGGUAAGAUUUAUUUUGUUAAAUUUAAUUGAAUUUUGGAAAUUACAAAGGUCUACAUGGCUUAUCAAUAUCAUGCAAACUUUAAUUUUAUUUUAUUACCUUGUGUAACAAUAAAAAAAGUCGUGCAAAUAUGUUUUAUUGUAUGAGUAAUUUUGUUUUAACAUUUACUUUUUAUGUGACGUUGACUUAUGACGUUGAUAAUAUAAUUUUUUUAUAUCAUAUGUAGCGAUUCAAAUGUAAAACUGUAUGAAUCGAGAUAAUUUGAAUUUGAAGAAAUCUACUAUUUUUUUGCCACAGUAUGUUUGUGUAUUUUCCUAAAAACAAUACACAGAGGUGGCUAUGUAUUAAUAUUAUUUUAUAUAAAACAUGGUGCUGUUUUUUUAUAAUAAAGAGUAUUAGGUAGGUGAUUUAACUUAUUAUAUUUCAAUUCGGCAUUUCCAUUGAAGAAACUUUAGUAAAAUAUUUGUUUUGUUUUAAAUAACUUACUCUUUUCAAUUUUAUUAUCUAAAAUACUAAAUUAGCUACUCUUUUUGAUAUAUUCGUAUCUAUUAUAUGAAAAGAGGAAAAAGUAACACAUAUAUAUUUAUAUAUAUGCUGCCUUAUGGACUUGUAAUUUCCAGUGUUCAUUUAUAUUUAGCUUACUAUCAUUUACAUAUUACAUUUCAAAAUACAAAUGAUUGAUUUGUUAACAUAUUUUUACAAUAAUAAUAUGUGUUCUUUCUUUAUUUGAAGCUUAAAAGAGCCAGCAAGGAUUUAUGUUAGUUUUUGGCAUAACCUUUAUAUAUUUUCCUCUGUGGAUAAUAUAAAGAUAUGUAACAUUAUAUACAGUGCCGGAACAGCAAGUGUAGCAAUUGCUACGGGCCCCGCGCAAAAGGGGGCCCCGCAUGUCCCACUCAUCUCUGUCUGAGCAUAAUUUUUUGAGAGAAACUUAUUAAGAUAUUGAAUUUCUUGAUGUGGCAAAAACGUGAAACGCUACAAAUUUUCCUACUGAGACAACCCACGUCAGACACUCGGUGACUGUUAAUUCCAGGACUCAUUGAAAGAAUUUCCUACGGGCCCCGCGUAAGCUUAAUCUGUUACUGAUUGUAUAGAUGUGUAUAAACUGGCGAUAAUUUAUAUUAUCACUGCUGCAUUGAAAUUUAAAAAAACUUGUUAAAAUCAUAAAUAAUGUUUAAUCUUAAGUAUAAUUGAUAUAUAAUAAUACAAAAGCAGUAUAGGUAUUAUAUGAACGCAGUAAGAUGUUAAACAUUUAACAAAGUCAAAAUUGUCUUUGUAGUUUUGAGAAUAUUAUAAAUAUAUAUUAGUAAAUGACUGUAUACUUUAUGAUAUUUCUGUAGUACCAUAAUAAUGAAUUCUUAUAAAUAAUCUUAGUUCACUGAUGGGUAUAACUGAUCUUACUUGAUGUCACAUUGUGUUAGAACAUACCCACAAUUAUGAUGUUAUUGGUAGACUGUCAAUGAACUUGUAACUACAUAAUUAUUUAAGUUAAUAGGGUAUUUGACUAUCAAUCUCACAAGACUAUUUUAACUAAUAUUUGAUUUGGUUGAUUGUGUUUAAGUAACAUAUAUAUCUUAUUAUUAUUAGAUUCUGUACAGAGACUAACUAAAAUUCUAAAGACAUUCGACUGUAAUGGGAUGCCUCUAAACCGUCACAAUCCAGGCAGAGGAUAUACCCUACUUGAACCCAUUCAAUUCUCCACCUCUUAGGCCCAGUAUCCACUAUGGCGGAGAGGAGAGGAGACGAGAGCAGAUAAGACACGAAGCUGUCAGGUUAUAUCUACCAAAGCGGAGAGGAGAUGUGAGCUGUGCAUAACAGAGAUAUGCGCUGUGUAAAAUCGAAAUCAGUAAAGUGAUGUCUAUGAAAGAAAAAUAUCAUAACGCCCGCUUACUCGCAUCUCCGUUCUGCCGCACCAUUUGAUUGUUGGACGCGGUAUAAAAUUCCAUAGAAAAAUGAGACAUCUCUCCUCGCCGAUCCAUUUAAACCGAAUCUAAGCGGAGAGGAGAAGUAAAAAUAUCGAAACCUGAUUGGCUAUCACCAUACAUCUCCUCUCCUCUCCGCUUUAGUGGAUACCGGGCCUUAUAGGUCAAGAGGCCAUACUUCAUAUUUAAUUUCUUGAUAUUUACAAUAUGAUUGCUAGAAUAGUCAAAUACUCCAAUUAUUACUGCAUAAUUUAUUAAGGAAUAAGGUGUUGUGCUUAUAAAACUGUUGUGGCUGUUAAUUGUGCCCAAAUAGUCAAUUGCGGGAUGUGAUUUUGACUAGCUAUAGAUUAGAUGAUUUUUAGUAACCUUUGAGGUCUUUGUCGCACAUACUGUAAUUAUUAGAUAGAAGCUAAUUAUGUAGUUAACAUAUUUUUAAAGUAAUGUACCCAAAUACCAACCGAGACACAAUCCGUUCUUUUCUUCUAAUUGGUACGCCAUAAUUUCCAACAGGCUCACUUAGAAUAUUGUGAUUCAUCCAUGACUUCUGGUGUUGUGGUAUUUUUUUAUAUACCUGGUGCCCCAGAACAGGUGGAAAAAGGGCAAAUGAGAAUUACCUUGGUCUAUGAGUUUUCAGAUAAACAAAAAAAGUUAUGUAACAGUUCGGCAGUUAUUGAGCUUAUUUGAAAUAUUGGAAAAGUUAUACCCCACUUUCGUUGUAUGAUGUAUCUCAUUCAAGAUCGCGUUUCUUUUUCUCGGUUUGUUUGUGUUUGUCUGCACUAGAUCUCUGUAAACUCAUUCUUAUGUAUAAAUAUGUUUUAUCGAAUUUACAGUACUUUAUUUCUUAAUUUUCCAUUUGCAUAUUUUUUUUUAAAUAUGCUUAUUUUAAUGCUCCAAAUACCAAACCCAUUCCCAUUUGCCACUGUCCCACCUAUUCUGGGAAACCUAGGAUAAGGGAGGCAAACGGGCGAGAGGUUCUACUACCUCAAGUGAUGGUAGGUAGUGAGGCCUAUGGACAUCCACAACACUAGAGGUCAGAUGCGUCUGAGUGCGAUCAAACCUUCGCUGUAUGGUGUGUGUAGUUUUCUUGGUGUUUUCAAGUUGGUUGAUGGGCAAGCAAAGUUAAUAUUAUGACUUUGUCUGCAACGGUAUCUUUAAAAUUGUAUUCUGAUACUUAGGGGGCGUCUACACUAUGUCACUAUUAGUUUAUUUUCGUAUUGUAUUGAAUUGACCUUAAAUUAAUUGUUUUGUAUGCAUAUUGCUUUCGAUAACAUUGUAAGUAUACUAUAAUUAUUUAAGUUUAUUAUUGCUGUAUUUUUUUUUAUAAUUAAAGUUAAAUUGGACAUAAUUUUGCAUCUAUAGAUGGUUUUCGGCUAGGGCUGACUUAGAAAGGAGGACUGAAUUGUUUGACGGAAUUCCAAAACUAUAUGAAAUACUUCCGACAGAAUAGUUAAACAAAUGGAUCCGUAACCUAAGUAUGUAGGUAAUUGGACAAUAAAUAAAAGGUCAUUGAAUAAAAUAUAUGAAAUUUGCGGCCUUAGUUCUAUUAGAAAUUUAUUUACGGUAUUUGUUUUCAGCACACACAGUACACAAAUAGUUAAAAAAUCGAUAAAAGAAUUAUUGUGAUCACGUUUGUAUGUUGCAGAUUAUGCAUAAAAUCUGGGGCGUGAACAGCGCCCUUUAAGUUAGACAUAAGAAAUUAAGAUGUUUUAAAUAGACGAUUUGGUGUUGACAUGUAUACAUAAAUAUUAAAAAAACGAAUAAAGUAGUUACAAAUAAA
Leptidea sinapis is the source of this 5354-nucleotide messenger RNA. RefSeq names its product lysophospholipid acyltransferase 5 (gene nes). Gene Ontology annotation, molecular function: 1-acylglycerophosphocholine O-acyltransferase activity; lysophospholipid acyltransferase activity. Gene Ontology annotation, cellular component: membrane. Gene Ontology annotation, biological process: phosphatidylcholine biosynthetic process; lipid modification. The record is from RefSeq and is a predicted model, not a curated record. The transcript is spliced from 4 exons. The coding region runs from base 158 to 1594 and encodes 478 amino acids. Lineage: Eukaryota; Metazoa; Arthropoda; Insecta; Lepidoptera; Pieridae.